UCGCAUGUGAUCUCGCGUGCCAUCGGGAGGCUAGUGAGACCAGCUAUGGCGGAGAGGUAGGGAAGACAUCCACCUGACCAGGGCAGUUUCACCACCGGGCACCAGCGCCUCACCGACACCGCCAGCCGCCUCCAGCUCGAGCGGGGAUCGCUUCCUUCAGCGCGAAGGCCGUUCUGCCCCGUCGUCCUUUGUCGCGCGCACCGCGAGUCGCAGGAACGCGCGAAAACAUGCCGAACAUCAAGAUCUUCAGCGGGAGCUCCCACCAGGACCUGUCGCAGCGCAUCGCCGACCGCCUGGGGCUGGAGCUGGGCAAGGUCGUCACCAAGAAGUUCAGCAACCAGGAAACAUGUGUGGAGAUUGGAGAGAGCGUCCGCGGCGAGGAUGUGUACAUCGUCCAGAGUGGCUGCGGAGAGAUCAAUGACAACUUGAUGGAGCUCCUGAUCAUGAUUAACGCCUGCAAGAUCGCGUCUGCCUCCCGCGUAACUGCCGUCAUCCCCUGUUUUCCCUACGCCCGCCAGGACAAAAAGGACAAGAGCCGGGCGCCCAUCUCUGCCAAGCUGGUGGCCAACAUGCUCUCAGUCUCAGGUGCAGAUCAUAUCAUAACCAUGGACCUACAUGCCUCUCAGAUUCAGGGUUUCUUUGACAUUCCUGUGGACAACCUGUAUGCAGAGCCUGCAGUGCUAAAGUGGAUUAAGGAGAACAUCCCUGAGUGGAAGAACUGCACCAUUGUCUCACCUGACGCUGGAGGAGCCAAGAGGGUCACGUCCAUAGCGGACAGGCUCAAUGUUGACUUUGCCCUCAUUCACAAAGAGAGAAAAAAGGCUAAUGAGGUGGAUCGCAUGGUCCUGGUGGGGGAUGUGAAAGACCGCGUGGCCAUCCUGGUUGAUGACAUGGCUGACACAUGUGGCACCAUCUGCCACGCGGCUGACCGGCUGAUAUCAGCAGGCGCCACCAAGGUUUACGCCAUCCUUACCCACGGCAUCUUCUCUGGUCCUGCCAUAUCGCGGAUCAAUAAUGCUUGCUUUGAAGCUGUAGUUGUGACUAACACCAUUCCACAAGAGGAGAAGAUGAAGCAUUGUCCUAAAAUACAGGUCAUUGAUAUUUCCAUGAUCCUAGCUGAGGCUAUUCGCAGGACCCACAACGGCGAGUCGGUCUCCUAUCUCUUCAGCCACGUUCCUUUGUAACCUUGCCUUCUUGGUGCUUCGUCUAUUUGCUGUGUUACCAAAAAAUGGGAGCCUGACCCCAAAAUCCUCAGCAGCAGUAUCCGGCUGAGACCUCACUUCAUCCUGCCCCAAAGGGAAUCCACCUCCAGCGAAGUCGCACCGCCCCACCCAUCCCCUCCCUCCUCCCUCCGUUCGUCUGUAGUUCAGGAUUUUAGCAGGACUUAAAUUCUCUCCGUUGAGGCGGAGACUCUGGACCGAGUUCCGGGUCCCGCAGCCCUUUUUGUUACAGAGUACUGAACGCAGCUAGAAGCGAUGACCUGUUACAGCUUAAUUUAUUGGGGCUUAAUUUGAAUCAGUGACCGAAAACGAGGCCUGUAGGUGGCGCUGAUGCCGGCAGCCUGUUUGAGGAAUGUGUGAACCUGUGAGUGAGGUUUGUUUUUUUGAUUUUCAUUGGCGUAUAUUUUAGUAAAUGCUGAGGAUUGUAGCUUGGGGUCUCUGCAGGCUGGAGCUUCCUUGACCGAGUCUGUUUGCUGUUUUCAUUUCUUUUUUUUCUGUUUUCUUUCCUUUUUAAAGAAAUUUGUAUGACUUUUCUGAAAUAAUUAAGUCACACUUUUUUCUUAGGAUACAUCUUUUAUAUGUUUUCUUUCGGUUGGAGAAUCCAUUUCAUAUUAAAUGUGUUCUUAUUAAAGAGUUGUGACAGAGCGAGGAA
Molecule: messenger RNA, 1872 nt
Organism: Pygocentrus nattereri (red-bellied piranha)
Lineage: Eukaryota; Metazoa; Chordata; Actinopteri; Characiformes; Serrasalmidae
Gene: prps1b
Product: phosphoribosyl pyrophosphate synthetase 1B
Exons: 7
Coding region: 228-1184 (318 amino acids)
Biological process (GO): ribonucleoside monophosphate biosynthetic process; purine nucleotide biosynthetic process; 5-phosphoribose 1-diphosphate biosynthetic process
Cellular component (GO): cytoplasm; ribose phosphate diphosphokinase complex
Molecular function (GO): magnesium ion binding; ribose phosphate diphosphokinase activity; ATP binding
Source: RefSeq, a predicted model, not a curated record